Messenger RNA from Ilex paraguariensis (yerba mate), 384 nucleotides. NCBI's taxonomy places the organism in Eukaryota, Viridiplantae, Streptophyta, Magnoliopsida, Aquifoliales, Aquifoliaceae. The record is from the annotation of a GenBank genome assembly.
AUGACCAGCAAUGGUGUAGAAAACAACUCCGUGUGGAGUUGGGAAAAGAACAAGGCAUUUGAGAUUGCAUUGGUGAUAUAUCUUGAUGGCACAGUAGACCGGUGGGAAAAAAUUGCAGUCACUGUCCCAGGGAAAGUUGUGGCAAAAGUUAAAAUUCACUAUGCACUUUUAGUGAAAGAUGUAAACGGCAUUGAAGCUAGUCUUGUUGAAGUGGCAUCGUCGGUUCUUACCUCAAGAGCAUAUUUAGCGUCGAAUCUUGUUGAAGUGCCUUCUGGUAGUUCUUCUACAUAUACUAUGAAACAUGGUUGUAACGCAAAAGAGAUAGCCAUGUGCGCCUGUCAUCUGACAGAAGCACAUGGGGUAGGGUUAGGAGUUUGGAGUUAG